GUUGGUAUUGGGAAUACAAGUUAAGGGUCAGCUGGAAAGUAACAUUUUGGAUUGAAGGAAACAUGCAAAGACUGGUCUAGUGGAACCAUCACAUGUCUGAGACAAAUUUACAGAUGCCGGAGUUCACGACACUGCCGAUGGCUCCAUCUGUCCGUAUUCCUCGGGCAAAAGUCUAUGAAAAUAACCCCGUCCAAUCGUUGUUGCGACAAUCACAAACUCUAGACAGUCAGUUCAGAAGAGGUGAGAGAAACGGAGAGAAAAGAGUUCCAACUCCAUACUCUAUCUGGAAGCCUGGUGAUAUAAAACCAUUUCUCGCUGAACCAUCUGGGACAUUUCCAAAAUCUCAACAGGGUAAUUGGAUGAAGGCUUACAUGUACCCCCAAACCGGAUCUCUUGUAAGAACGGGGUGCUCAGAAACAAUUUUGUCUCCGUCACAUGACGUAACAGAUUCCAGAAAGCAAGAACUUGAAGAAUCGUUAUCAAAGGAGGUCCAAAGCAUGAUCUUUGGCACAAACCUGAGUCCUACAAACAGUGAACUGACAACGGCUCAGAAAGAACCAAUUGAUAAAGGUGUGCAAGUAAAACCACCUAUGGAAACCCAAAAUUCUCAACCAAAUGACGUCAAACCGACACAUAAUCAAGUACAACGACCAACGAGUCUAGCAGUUGUGAAGAACUAUCCAAUGAAGUCGACAUUGAAAGUCCCCCCAUUAGUAGACCAGCAUCCCAGCCGCACGUCGUCAGAAAGAUCGGAAAGACUAUACGUUGCAAGGUCACAAAGUCGGUCAGCGGAUGACAGCGUAUUUCUACCAAAUGAUGACCCCAAGAACCCUUACAACAACGCCGAUGUCCUACAGAAUUUACCAUACUUCUAUCGCUACAAGGCACGGAGUUUACAUAAGAAACAAAACAAGACUUGCGGAGAGAUGUGCUGGGAGUACACAAGAAACUUUUGUUAUUUCUUAAGAACCUGUCGAUUUCGAGAAGGAGAACAGCUGAAACACCUGGCACCGAGUAGGAAAGGGCGGGAUAAUGUCGCAUUCACAUUUAUGAUGAUUGUCAUUACGUUCUCUCUCUUGUCUUUUUUUGCUGGACUCAUCUACUUUGGAAUUACCCAUAGCUAUAUGGCAUCGACUAACGAAAGAGCCGCUGCGAAAACUGUAACCAUAACGGAUACAGAGAUUCUUCUUGACUCUGGAACGAAUACGAGCAUUGAUGUAUGUAGUAGUGCCCAGCUUAUGGUGCGUGUCAUACUUGCACAGGCUUGUUCUGAUGUCAAUAUACCCGAUUUCAACAUUGCACAACAGCAUUACUGCUCGAAACUGAAUGCCGCCAUUUCUUGCAUACACAAAGGCAUGCCUGGUAUUAUUGGGUUUUUCUGCACGCUGCAAGACAUUAGGAAGGCGAUACUGGAGCGUGAUUAUCAAAUCGACAUAAAUUUGGACGAAACACAAUCUGAUUCUAAAUUGAAAACCAAUUGUUGGAAUGCGACGUCUGAUAGGCGAAAAAGACAUAACAUGAAUUAAUAUUCGAUUAUACUGUAUAAUACCCCAAACUAAUGAAAUGCAUUCAGAAGAUGAUCACUGGAGUGGUUUGAAAAAUGAAAGCAAAAUCAAAUUAAUUGCAAAACGUUCUAGUUUCUACUUGUUUAUUUAAUAAAGCAGAACAAA
Messenger RNA from Owenia fusiformis, 1670 nucleotides. The record is from the annotation of a GenBank genome assembly. NCBI's taxonomy places the organism in Eukaryota, Metazoa, Annelida, Polychaeta, Sabellida, Oweniidae.